AUGUUGCAAGACACCGCCUCCGCCCUGGCCAGAUGUGUGUACGCCCUGCCCAGGGACCUCGAUCCACUCGACCGACUGCCAUCGAACCGAGGGCGCUCAUCAGCCGUACACCACCUGGUCAGAUCGUUCGGUCUGCUUUGCGAGGAACGAAACGUCGACCAGCACGGCCAGCCUCCCGAGAAUCGAGCCAGAGUACUUGCGACUGGGCUUGCCUCCCGUGCAGAGCUCGAGGAUUUCCAUGAUCCAGAAUACGUUGGUUCUCUUUUGCAAGGCUACGAUUCAUACGGCGACGAAAAUGACGGGCACACAGACACCAGUGCAGAUUCUAAGUUCCAUCUUGACUCCUCCGACCAGCAACCGACGGCGGCGGAACACUUCCGAGGUGAAAAUCGCGAAGAGUUUGGUCUAGCUCAUGACUGUCCGCGUUUUCCCAAAAUGGCAGAAUAUGCCUUGGCUGUGGCCGGCGCGGCGCUCAAGGCUUCUCGCGAACUGCGCGAAGAUCGGGCGGAUAUCGGGAUAGUCUGGGAUGGAGGCAGACAUCACGCCCAACGGGCAGCGGCUGCCGGCUUUUGCUAUGUUAACGAUGCCGCCCUGGCGAUAUCUGAGCUCCGUCGACAGCCCGCAAACAGAGCGCUUAAGAAACUUGACCGAGUCUUAUACCUGGACAUGCUAGACAUUCAUCAUGGGGAUGGCGUUGAACUAGCUUUUUGGACUACCUCCCGGGUAUUGACAGUUUCCGUCCACUUUCAUGAUCCCAAGGGGGGCUUCUACCCUCUCAGCGGUGCCGUCGAAUCCUCCGGCCCGGUGCCCCCCUCACCCGCCGCCUCACACGCCCUCAACAUACCGAUCAGCACACCGGGUGCACUGAGCUACGUGUGUCGACGGACAAUUAUGCCCUUGAUCUCUGCCUACAAACCAUCAGCAUUGGUGAUUCAAUGUGGCGUCGAUGGCCUGGCAGGUGAUCCGCUCGGCGGUCGCUUUUGGGGAUUCGGCCUCAAGGAGAUGGGCACUUGUUUGGAAACAGUCCUCCAGGACUCCAUCUCUCAUCGUCGCAAAGUCCUCCUCUUAGGGGGAGGGGGAUAUCACACUCCCAACGCGGCCCGAGCUUGGGCAUACUUCACCUCAAUUGCCUUGGGUAGGAAGUUCGACCUAGAGGAGACCGAGAUUCCGUUAGAAGUCGAAGGUAAUGUGGACUAUGGGCCCACUUUCACUCUAGACGUGCCUGGCUUAGAAGGGUCUCCGACCGAGCAGAGCGGGAGUGAUGGUCUGGAUGCUGGUCAUAAGAUCUUCCAGAAAGACCCCCAGUUACAAACGGUCAUCUCCGAACUCGAUCGCCAUUUGUCCGUGCUUCAAAGAAAAUAUUCUGGUGGCUAA
Molecule: messenger RNA, 1374 nt
Organism: Puccinia triticina
Lineage: Eukaryota; Fungi; Basidiomycota; Pucciniomycetes; Pucciniales; Pucciniaceae
Exons: 6
Coding region: 1-1374 (457 amino acids)
Source: RefSeq, a predicted model, not a curated record